UUACCUGUUUGUCUGGACGCUGUUGUUCGGUAGCGGAGAAAGCAUGCCCACUGACCAGGAGCCCACAUACACCGUGAAGCUGCUGCAGCUGCUGCUGCUCUCCACCUGCUGGGGAAUGCAAAUCUGGGUCACCUUCAUUUCAAGCUUUAUAAUGAACAACCACCUGAACAGACACACAUACGGGUUUAUUCAGAGUCACCUUGUUCCUCUCUACCUCCACCUGGGUUCAGCAUGUGCCUUCUUUAAUCUCGCCAUCUAUGCCAUGUACCAUCCGCGCGACCAGCUGGAUGACAGGGAAUCUUUUCAGAUUUUCAUCUUCUUUGUGUCAGUAACGGUGGCAGCUGUCAAUGCACAGUGGUUUGGUCAGAUGACAUCAGAGAUCAUGGCAGACAUGCAUCUCAUUGAGCAGGCGUGUGGACUGGGUCAAGAUAUUGGACUGUCAUCUAACCGCGAAGCUUAUGCCAAGCUGUGUGACACGGAUAUGAAAUACAGCCGCCUCAGCAGCCGCCUGUGGCUGUACCGGCUGCUGUCCUCUCUGUGUAACCUCUGCUGCAUAGGCUGCAACUUCUACAGUCUCUGUUACAUGGCUGAGAAUCUCAUCAAGCUGUAAAGCUGACACUCAGCAGCCGGACUGUUGGAUUCACUUGAUCACAGACUCAGAAUUACAGCUCUCCUGUAUGGAAGCAGUCAUAAUUUAAUGCAGAACAUUUGUAUUGCUGCAUGUGUGAAAUGUCAGCUGAGCGUAGCUGUUCUUGUGUUUUUGGCUGCAGCCAAAUGUGCCAUUUUCCCCGAGUUUUUUUUUUUUUAACAGAGAUAAAUCAGCAACUACAGCAUGUCACCUUUCACCUAUUUUGGCCGACAGUUAAGGCUGCCUUGAAAUGUCUUUAAUCAAAUAGGCGUUACCUUUUGGUGACAUGCUUUUCCCCCAUUUUAAAUUUAGUAUGAGAGACAUUAUAGAGGAAAGAAGGUGAAUGUUUUGCACCUUUUAUGAGACCGAACCUUUGCUGAAGGAAGUGCUCCCAUGCUGCUGACUGCUGCUCUUCCUGAUAGGGUGGAAUUUUUAUACCUUGUUCCGUUUGUGGGGUUGCAGGCUCCCCUGGCUUUUACCUAAAUGAGAAGCAGGUUUCUGCAUGUGCUUUAUGUUGUACCUGUAAAGAGGCUGCAGUAGACACACUGGUUAUAGCCCACCUAAAAUCUACGUGCACAGCUUUAGGACUUCCUGUUUUGGACGCUUGUGUGAACGUUGUUACGCAGCAGGUUGGUCUUGUUGAAGUUGUCUAACUGGUGAACUGCUGCUCCACACCUGGGUGCUGCUUGGACAGGUAUCAGAAUGAUCAGAUCAGCAGUGUUUAAAGAGCAAGUCACCUCCCACCAGAGUAUUACUCCGCUCCCCCUUCCUGUUAGAAAAAUCAACAAAUGCCGUUGCCUAACAGACCGAGAGGGCGGAGCCGCUAACAAACACACACAGGCUCACAGCGACAUUGUGACAUCAUUUGGUACCAGCUAACGUUCUAGGGUACCUCUUAGCCAAUAGCGGUGGCAGAUUUAAAUUCAAAUGCAGAGUUUUUACCCGACAACGGCACAACACUGACAGUUUUAGGCAGAAAAUUAAAAUUUUAACUAAACUACUAAAGUGCUAAACCAUUAACUACACGUGUCUGCAGCACGAUUAGACACGUUUAUAUAGUUUAUCAGAAAAAAUUUGGGGGUGACUUGCUCUUUAAGGACUAGGUAGAUGAUGAGUCAUCUGGAGAGGUUUAACCCUCUGGAGGCGGGCGUUGCAGAUGUGCAACCGUUAAAACCUACCUACCUGGUUACUCCACACACGUGUUUCAUGAGCAUUUUUUACUCAGAAGCACCGCUGAAGGACUUAGUUGUUCGUCCUUUUAUCAAAACUUACUUUGAUGGGUUAAGGGAUGGAUUACAUUUCUGUUGCAAUACCAAAAACUACAGAUGCCUCUGAAAAUUGUCCAUGAGAUAAUGUUUAUCCUGAGCCAGUGCACUAACCGCCAUGUCACCUCUCACAUCACUGAGCGGGUCUGAGAGGAAACUCGAGGGUUUGCUUGUAGACUUGAUUAUGUUCAACCACUCCUCUUCACAUCAUCACCUCUGAAUGUGUUUUAACCAGACAGUAUGUUUGUACAGGAUGUUGUUUUUGUAAAUACCGGUGAAGGAUUGUAAAUCCCUGGAGGACUUCCUUGAGUUUGUCUUAUUUAAACCAUGUCGCUGUACUUUGGUGUCUCAGUUUAAACCUUUUUUAUUUGGCUGUGGAGGUAAAAACACAAAAACUUGAAAAGAAGCCACAUUCUCCUUAUCUACACGGUUGUGCCUUCUAAUGUAGUUCACAGGUUGUACUGAACUUCUCCUUUUCACAUAGAGCAGAUGGAGUUGUCACUUUAACACACUGAGUUAAGGCUGACCACCCUCUGGUGAUGACGUUACUUCCUGAUCUCUCGUGUUGACCUGAACACAUCAGCUCGCUCCUAUUUUACGCGGUUGAGUGCAGACGUUAAAAAUGUUGCUUUUGAGUCGGCACACAUGAAGGUGUGUUUUUAUAAGCUCAUUACUGCAAAAACAAUGCAAUGUCAUGUGGUAGCUGGUAUCAAUUGUACAUGUGGGGUUUCUGUUGUCUGUAAGCCAGACCAGUUGAUUUAUUUAGAAAUUUUAUAUGAAAUUGUUUAUUUCUUAAAAAUAAUUUAAGAUAAUAGGGUUUAAAGUAUGGGGUCCUGGUUUUAAUUAGUUUGUCAUUCUUAAGGUUAAUGCUGUGGGUUUGUGUCAAAGAUGUUUUUUUCAUUAAAGCUUAUAUCAAAUGUCA
This is a messenger RNA of Nothobranchius furzeri (turquoise killifish), 2815 nucleotides long. RefSeq names its product transmembrane protein 205. Lineage: Eukaryota; Metazoa; Chordata; Actinopteri; Cyprinodontiformes; Nothobranchiidae. The record is from RefSeq and is a predicted model, not a curated record.